This is a messenger RNA of Iphiclides podalirius (scarce swallowtail), 1251 nucleotides long. Lineage: Eukaryota; Metazoa; Arthropoda; Insecta; Lepidoptera; Papilionidae. The record is from the annotation of a GenBank genome assembly.
AUGGUGCAGGUGAAGGUGGAACAGGGGGUGCUGGAAGGCGAGGAGCUGGACGUGGUCACAGGCGACAAGCGUUAUUUCAGCUUCAAGGGCAUCCCAUAUGCCGCACCGCCCCUCGGUAAACUGAGGUUCAAGGCACCUCAGCCGCCGGAGCCAUGGAAAGGAAUAAGAAAAGCAACGGAACACGGACCGGUUUGCAUCCAAUUCGAUAUUUUCAAAAACCAAUUUAUACCCGGAACGGAAGAUUGCCUCUAUUUGAAUGUUUACACACCAAACCUUAAACCGAAAAACUUGUUGCCCGUCAUGUUUUUUAUACACGGCGGAGGCUACAAAAGUGGCUCAGGGAACGUCGACUUCUACGGACCCGACUUCCUUGUUGCUCAGGACGUGGUCGUUGUAACUAUUAACUACAGGCUCGAAGUGUUGGGAUUUCUCUGCUUGGAGACGAAAGAAGUACCCGGUAAUGCCGGAUUAAAGGAUCAAGUGGCUGCUCUGAGGUGGGUGAACAGAAAUAUUAGCAACUUCGGCGGUGAUCCAGAGAACGUUACCAUCUUCGGUGAGAGCGCAGGGGGCGCAGCCACCGCACUCCACGUCUUAUCGCCAAUGUCGAAAGGGCUCUUUAAGAGAGCAAUAUCAAUGAGUGGUGUACCGUUCUGCGAUUGGUCUAUCCCAUUCGAACCCAAACGACGUGCUUUUGUUCUCGGAAAGCAACUCGGUCUAGUAACUACAAAUACAGAGCAGCUCCUAGAGUUUCUUGAAAAUGUUCCGAUUGAAAAACUUGUUGACACUAAUCCAAGUUUACUGACUUCCGAAGAUAGAAACAUUCCAUGGAAAAUGUUUCAUUUCACACCAGUUGUGGAAAAAGAUUUCGGUCACGAUCAUUUUCUCACGGAAGAUCCGGAAGAAGCAAUGAAAAAGGGCUGCGUAAAUGAUAUAGAUCUAAUGAUUGGAUAUACAAGUGCGGGCCAUCUCGAUGAUCUAAUGCAUUUGUUCGACCCGAAGCAAUAUAAUCUACCAGUGGACACAGAGAGCUCGACAUACAAAAUGAUUUUACAAACAUGUGCCCUCUUUACCAACUUUGCGAAAUUUGGUAACCCGACUCCUGAUUCAUCACUGGGAGUGAUUUGGCCUGAAUGCGUCGCUUCUUCGGGAGAUUAUCUCAACAUAGCAGAAGAGUUAACGGUGGGGACGGGGCUUGAUGCCGAAUUUGUAGCAUUUUGGAACAGUAUCUACGAAUCGGCAGGAUUGACGUAC